Molecule: messenger RNA, 4146 nt
Organism: Pediculus humanus corporis (human body louse)
Lineage: Eukaryota; Metazoa; Arthropoda; Insecta; Psocodea; Pediculidae
Product: RAB GDP/GTP exchange factor, putative
Exons: 11
Coding region: 1-4146 (1381 amino acids)
Biological process (GO): signal transduction; vesicle-mediated transport
Cellular component (GO): endocytic vesicle; cytosol
Molecular function (GO): guanyl-nucleotide exchange factor activity; small GTPase binding
Source: RefSeq, a predicted model, not a curated record
AUGUGUACUUUACAAAAUACCAAGUCUAAUUUAACUUUUCAAAUUUCGAAUAAAGUAAGAUCUAAACAUGAGUCGCUUAAAAACUUAGUUUUAAUUAAUGAAACAUCCAUUAAAAGUUUACUGACGAGCGAUUCUAAAAAUAAAAAUUCAGAUGGAAAUUUUACUGUUGAAAAUACUCAACAGUAUUUUUGUAAGUCGAUAAAAAGAGUAGAAGUUCAUUUAAAUGAAAACUGUGAUACAAAUGACAAUAUUAAAAAACCUGGAGGUUCCAGAGAAGAAGGAAAUAUAAGUGACAAUAAUGAAAGUGGAAGAUCUGAAAGUGAAGCUCCUUGCACAAUUGGAUUAUUGGAAAGAUUAAUUAGAAGUCAUCCAGUCUGGUUUUUACCCGGCAUUCAAAGAGCAGGAGCAGUUCAUUUAUUGCAGGGAAAGGAAGAAGGGAAUUUUAUAGUCAGGCAGUCAUCUCAACCGGAUACAAUGGCUGUGUCUGUAAGAUUACCAGCUGGUAAAGGACCUUACAUAGAGCAUUAUUUAAUUCAAGCAAAUGAGGGGCAAUUAAGUUUAGAAAGCUCUGAAAAUAUGUUUGAAUCGAUUCCUAGUCUCAUUGCUCAUUACUGUCAGUGUUGUGAUGAAUUGCCUGUAAAAUUAGCUUUACCUUCAACAAUUCAAGAUUCAAAAACUCGACAACAGCUCUCUUCUUUAGCACUUUUAGGUCAGGAAUUUUGGAGGUAUCCCAUGGCCAAUCCGAGACCUCCUGAAUUUCGUAAUGCAUCUCCAAAUAAUAACAUGACUGAUUCCUUUUCUUCUUCUGAUGGUAAGUUAAUAUUGUUUUAUAUACAUAUAAAUAACUUCAACGAAAAUAUUUCAACAUUUUUUUUAUGUACAGGUAAAAAAAAAUUAGUGAAAAACGAUGAAGAAAUAAUUUUGGAUUUAGUACCUUUAAGUCAAAAUUCGCAACAGUCAAAUAAUGCAUUGAUCACAUUUAAAGGCUCUUCGGUAAAUGCGAUUUUGCCUUCCGUAAAUGAGUCUAAACCGAAAAGGCCUCAAACUCUCGACCUCAUCACAUCAAAUAUAGAAAAGACUGGUUUAGUAAACGAUUGCAAAACACCGCCGCAACCUCCCCCGAGAUGGGCAAAACCUUUUCAGUCUUCAGCGGCGAAACAACCUUUCACUCCAGACCUUUCCGAAUUAUGCAAAGUCAAUUCGGUUUCUUUUUCUUACGACAAUGACGGUUCGAAGCCAAAUUCAAAAAAUCGAUCUUUAGCGUCAUCACCGAUAGAUGGUUUCAAUAGAGAUUUAUCGAGUCCUCAGUCGGAUAAAACAAAUUCAAAAUCGUUUCACAUGAAAAAAACUCAAAAUUCUCUACUGUUCUUUCAACAAAAAGAUAAUAAUAACAAAUCCGAAAUCGUUUCUCCAAUAAGCGAUAAAACAAAUUUUAUUUCGAAAAGUUUGCAAAAUUCUAAAAAUGAACAGGAAUACAUAAGAGCGGAAAAAUUUGAACGCGUUUUCAACAAAUACACGAGAGAUGGUAAAAUAAAAGAAAGUGCUCAUUACCAAGAGAGCGACAUAUUGGAAUCCCCGACUUCUUUGUACUACUAUAAAAGUAAUGUAGCCGACAAGCAAAGUGAUUAUGAAGAUAUUUGGGCCACCGAUUCUUUUACAACGUUCAAGCCAAACAACACGUCUGCGACACAACAAGAUCAAGAAAAUGACAAAAGUAGCGAGAGUAACGAUUUGAAAAAAACUCCCGAUCUUUUAGAAAAAUUGGGAAAUUUUUCGAAAAUUUCGUUCGAUGACAACAAGGGAGUGAAACCUUCACACAAUGAAAACGUAACAAACGAAUGCGUCAGUUUUGCAAAUCAAGUCAGAGAUUUGGACGACGAAAAACAAAGCAGUCCUUUUUACGCCGAACCGGCCGAUGCUCUUAUUUUAAGAAAAAGAGGACGUCAUUCUUGCAACAAAUCCCGUCAUUCCGAUCCCUUUUCUUUCAACAAUUGGUCAGCUCACUGCAAUCCCUACUUAUCCGGUGGGAACAUAUUAGACAAAAUAGAUUCACAAAAUGACGUAAACGACGAAGGUAAUUGGAAGGCGAAAUCUAGUUUGAGUUUCGAUAAUAUAAUGAAUUUGAAAAAGACCGAACCGGAUUCGAGGUGUUCGAAAGUGAGUCAGAAAAACAAAGUUUUGGCGAAAGGAAAACCCGUGGGGCCACCGAAAAUCUAUAAUAAUGGAGCAUUGGAAAAACCUCAGCAAAAUUGGGCGGUGGAUUCCAGUUGGGAGUUUAUCGGUAAUGAAGAAAAUGAAAAAGAAGGAGAAAGACGAUUUCCAUCGAUCGAACAACAAAUGGAUUCCGAUGAUGGAAACAAUAGGCAUACCGUACAAGAAAUAAUUGCUCAAAGAUUUCCAAACAUUCAAGUUCUUAAAUCCUUCUGGAAUAAAAAUAUUGAAAAUAAAGAAAAUUCUUCGUACCAAACGCAUUUUCAAAAGGUGGAUGGCAGUAGUAAAGGCAGCAGCUCCCGGAUAAGCGCUUACGAUAAUUUAUCCUGCGACAAAUAUACUUUUUACAAAACCUUAAACGAGUCGCAAAAAUAUUACGAAAUAAAUUGUGAUAAUUACCAUGAUCAGAGAAAUAAAUUUAGCGAAAACGAAACAUUUAGUAAUUACAUUUCUUGUGACACGUUGAAAACGAAGAGACGAUUGGAUUGCGGAUCCGUCAUCGAGGACAACGAAGAUACGGAAACUAUAUUUUCCGAGCCGUGGGACAGUAGCCGAUGGGAAAAUCUUUUGCCAAACGCUUGUAAUUAUUACGAGGAUUCGGAGGAGAGUGGUGCUCACUUGGUAGUAGGACCACCGACGAAUUCGGAAAAUUUAUUCGAUUGUUCAAACGCCGUCAUUAAAAAUAUAAAAAAGAAAAUUUGUCCGGAAGGAUCGGAUAUACCACCGUGUAAGAUUAUCGUCGAAGAACAAAAAAAAUGCCGAUUUAAAACUUUGCCUUUGAUGGGAUUGAAAAGUAAAGAAUUGUCUGCGACGGAAGCAUCCAUACGUUCUUACGCCCUUCAUCUUGCAUCGGAUAAAAGCACGACAUUUGCUCAAAAUAUCGAUAAUUUCAUAGAAUGCACGUUGGAAUCGAAAGAAACGAGUCCGCAAGUCGUCAUGAGAAACAUGAGACAAUUCAUGUCGGGUAUGAAAAAUUAUUUGGUCAAACACGGGGAGCGAGAAUUUGAAAAACAAGUGGAAAAGGAAAGAAUGAAGUUGAAAUCAACGGAAUUUCUUAAUUUGGAUGCCAUAUUGGAAGGUGCCAUGCACAAAUUGGUCGUGCGUCCAUUGAGAGAACAUCUUUACAAAUUGUUCGUCGACGAGUACAUAAAAAAUGGCGGCAUACAAUUGUUAUACGAAAAUUUAAUUUACGCAAAAACAAAAUCUCUUAGAGAUCUCGGAUUAAAAACUAAAAUAACGCUGCCAUCUCAGGAAGCCUUAGAUAUGGUUUGUCAAUUUAUAAGAAAAUUGCAAGAGGUUGAUUCGCCAUUGGAAAAAUUAGAACACCUCCUUGCCAGCGUAUCGACGAUAAUUUACUCGGUAAAACAUUCGAAUCAGGGAAAACCAGGGAUCGCAUUCGGAGCUGAUGACCUUUUACCUUUGUUCAUAUGGAUUUUAGUUCAAUCGGGUUUUAUUGCUGCGGAAAUAGAAUCCGAAUACAUGUGGGGUUUGCUUCAUCCCAGUCUUUUGUCAGGAGAGGGUUGCUACUACUUGACGACCCUUUCAUCCGCCGUACACGUAUUGAAAAAUUUAAAAUCAUGCGGUAUAGAUCAUUCGAGAAGAUUGGCUUCAAAUGAGGUUUGGAAACCGUUUUAUCUUAAAUCCGUAUUGAAAAUAAUCGUACCGGAUGAAUUACACGGUUCGAUACUCACGAAAACAUUACCAGUCAAACCGAACAUGACGACAAAAGAUGUUUGUAAAAUAAUUGCUCAUAAGAUUAGAAUAACAAAUCCACAGGAUUAUGGACUUUUCAGGCUCGUCGAUGGCGAAGAAACACUUUUAAACGAUUCUGAAUGUCCGCAAGAUGUCAAAUCACAAUUGGUUGAAUCUGGUAAACAUUGUACGUUGGCAUAUAAAAGAAUAGAUGCGAAAAUUGGAUGGCCGAGAACUGCGUAA